Funneliformis caledonium is the source of this 2031-nucleotide messenger RNA. Lineage: Eukaryota; Fungi; Glomeromycota; Glomeromycetes; Glomerales; Glomeraceae. The record is from the annotation of a GenBank genome assembly.
AUGGCCAAUACAACAAUAUUGCAGCAGCAGUCAAUGCAUAUGCCUCAGCAACAACAGGCACCUAAUCAAUCACAACAACCUCUACAGGCUCAACAGCAGCCACCUUCACAUGCCCAACAAGCCUCACAUACUCCUCAGUCACAAAACCAACAAUAUCUUUCUGUACAUUCCCAAGCCGACCAGAUUCAGAGAAACGGCAUGCACAAACAACAAGAGCAGUGUCUCUUAAAUUCUUAUGUAUACGAUUUCCUAAAGCGUAGUGGUGCAACAGAAACAGCCCGAGCUUAUUUACGGGAAGGAAGAGGAGAUAUCAAGUUAAAAAAUGAUGGGACAGAUUCAAUAAACGGUAGUAGUAGCUCAAGUUCAGAUAACAAUAUGAACGCAUUAUUAUUACCGGACGCAGAUGUUCCAGUACAGGCUCCUGAGGGAUUUUUAUAUGAAUGGUGGAAUGUAUUUUGGGAUAUAUACAGUGCUAAAACACAACGGGCGGGAACUUCGGAAGCACAACAAGCACAGCGAUUCGCUGAGAUGAGAAGAGGCCGUUUCCGAAUGGAUAAUAUUAAUCAAUUACCGGGAUUAAAUUAUCAGCAACAAGUUGUAGCUCAAGCUCAAGCUAAUCAACAGCAGGUUCCUCAUGCACUUCUACAGCCGAAUCAAUUUAAUAAUCGCCAACAAAUGGGUAAUGGUGUAAUCGAUUCUAAUAACACGAAUGGUGAUAUGUCAAUGAGUCCUCAAAGGUUAAAAAUGCAGGCAGCACGCAGAUUACCAGCAUCUGGCAUGACUAUCAAUCAAUUACCUAUGUCUAAUCGAUUUCUAAAUCUCCAACAGUCACAACAUCAAACGUCGGUAAACCAAAAUAAUGUUGCUUUGGUUCCUCAACAAGGCUCUCAAGCAAUUCAGAAUCAAGGACAGCAGAAACAACAGAGCAGUGAGGUCAAUCAAGGACAAGUUCAACAAUCCAUAGCGCGAGAUUCUCAGUCAAACGUCUCCUCUUCUCAAGCGCACAUGACCCCGAAUCAAUUGCCAGCACAACUAAAUCCUGCAACGAAGCGUCCUGUCGUCGAUGUCCAAGCUAUGAAUCAGAAUAUUGGUCAGCAAUCCCAAUCACCAAAUAAACGUCCAAGAACGGUUCAAGAGGCAUCUUCACCAUACGCUGCUCAUGCACAAAUGUCCGCCGGGCAAAGACAAUUGAUUAAUAACAACAUGAACAACAUGUUAAUAACUCAGCAAUAUUCGGCAUCCCCUGAUAAGAAUUGCCAAACCCAACAGCAUAUAAAUGGAAAAGCAAAGGGUAAUCAACCAAUGCAAUAUAGAGCUCAACAGAUGCCAAAUAUUAAUAAAUCAAUUUCACCACAUGUAAAUCAAAUGACGACUCCUAUGAUUCAAAAUGCUGUUACCGAGAUGCAAGAAUCUCAACUUGUUAACCAGAUCCAUCAUCAAAUUAAUGCUGCCAAUACUGGUGUUCAGGACGUAAAAAACCAGCUUAGCGUGCUCAAUAUUCCCAACAUUUCGACUAUGCCAAUACUUCAGCACGUUAUGCCACACAAUAAUGCUAAUAUGAUUCCAGUAUUGGGAUACCAACAGGGAAUUAUGCAAAACCAACAACGAACACAGAAUAAAAUCAAUAAUAUCGCCCUUAAUGAAAAGAAUACGAUGGAGAACUUCAAGGUGAAUAUUAAUCAAGCUCAGCUUGCACGUGGCCAAAAUGAUAAUUUAAAAGGGGCAAAGACCACACCAACACAGAGUCAGCUACAAGUUCCGAACGGUAAUGCAACAAAUGCAAUUGCCGCUCAAAAUGGGCUUCAAUCACAACAAUCUGCUCAAUCAAUGACAACGGGCCUGAUGAAUGAUAUUUCAACAGGAUUAGAUAUGAAAAUUGAAGAGCUGAGUGAUUUUCUGAGCUUCGAGUCAAAUGAUACGAACGAAAUUACCGACGUAAAUGGCGAAUUGAAUGAAUUCUUCAAUUUCGAUGCGGUUGAAUUUCCUACCAGCAAUGCUGGGCCGAGUACUUCAACAACUAACGACAACUAA